This is a messenger RNA of Heteronotia binoei (common prickly gecko), 756 nucleotides long. RefSeq names its product DCN1-like protein 1. NCBI's taxonomy places the organism in Eukaryota, Metazoa, Chordata, Lepidosauria, Squamata, Gekkonidae. Gene Ontology annotation, molecular function: ubiquitin-like protein binding; cullin family protein binding; ubiquitin conjugating enzyme binding. Gene Ontology annotation, cellular component: ubiquitin ligase complex. The coding region runs from base 134 to 745 and encodes 203 amino acids. The record is from RefSeq and is a predicted model, not a curated record. Gene Ontology annotation, biological process: positive regulation of ubiquitin-protein transferase activity; protein neddylation. The transcript has 5 exons.
GCGGCGGAAGGCAGGGCCCGCGAGGAGGAGCCCCGGGAGCCGCCGCCGCCGCCACCGCCGCCUCCUCCUCCUUCCCUCCCUCAGUGUCCGCCCGAGCCGGCCCGGGAGGGGAGAGAGGCCCGCAGCCCCCACCAUGAACAAGUUGAAGUCAUCGCAGAAAGACAAAGUUCGCCAAUUCAUGAUCUUCACACAGUCCAGUGAAAAGACCGCCGUGAAUUGCCUGUCUCAAAAUGACUGGAAAUUAGAUGUUGCAACAGAUAAUUUUUUCCAGAAUCCUGAACUGUAUGUACGAGAAAACAUAAAAGGGUCGUUGGACAGAAAGAAGUUAGAGCAAUUAUAUAAUCGAUAUAAAGAUCCCCAAGAUGAGAAUAAAAUCGGUAUAGAUGGUAUACAGCAGUUUUGUGAUGACCUAGCACUGGAUCCCGCCAGUAUUAGCGUGUUGAUCAUUGCCUGGAAGUUCAGAGCCGCAACUCAGUGCGAGUUCUUGAAGAUGGAAUUCAUGGAUGGGAUGACGGAAUUGGGAUGUGACAGCAUAGAAAAACUGAAGGCCCAGCUUCCUAAAAUGGAGCAAGAGUUAAAAGAGCCGGGAAGAUUUAAGGAUUUUUAUCAGUUCACUUUCAACUUUGCAAAGAACCCAGGACAGAAGGGUUUAGAUUUAGAAAUGGCCAUCGCCUACUGGAAUUUAGUACUUCACGGAAGAUUUAAAUUCCUAGACUUGUGGAACAAAUUUUUAUUGGUAAGCUGAAAUGUUGUUAG